Messenger RNA from Saccostrea cuccullata (small rock oyster), 1466 nucleotides. Its product is annotated as purine nucleoside phosphorylase LACC1-like. NCBI's taxonomy places the organism in Eukaryota, Metazoa, Mollusca, Bivalvia, Ostreida, Ostreidae. Bases 68 to 1267 code for a protein of 399 amino acids. The record is from RefSeq and is a predicted model, not a curated record. The transcript has a single exon. Gene Ontology annotation, molecular function: copper ion binding.
AAUAAAUUUGGCAAGGAUUUCUCCUGGUAUCAUAUGUUAUACAGGUUUCCUUAUUUUUAUAGGUGCAAUGGCCCUUGGUGUUCUUCUGUUAGCAGAUGAUUUUGACAAGAGUGAAAAAGAUGAAAUUUUUGAAGUUUUAAAGGCAGAAAAAUCUAUAGACAAAAUUAUCUUGAUGGGAACAGGUUAUAUUCCGGAUUAUCUUUCACAGAGUGUAAAGGAAUUGUUCAAAGAUACAGUUUUGGAAAUACAAAACACGGAUUUGAUUGCCGGAUUUCAUUUUGCUAAAAAUCAUUUGGACAGUGCGAUGUGUCCAGAAAUAAAGAUUAUUUGUAAACACAAACAAAAAAUGAAAUUCAUUUGUCAAGUAUUUUUCACUCCAGCAGUGAACUGGAAUGUUGUUGCAGUUGGCGAAGAUAUUUCAAGCAGCAAUGAAACGCUAGAGAGUACAACCGAAAGCGUUCGGGACUAUCUGAGCAAAAUACAAACUUCAGACGAAGUGAGAAUCCUGCAGUCCAAAAAGAUCCCAAACGACGUAUUUUACCACGGCUUUACCACAAGGACGGGAGGCAUCUCUUCCAUUCCUGGAAUGAAGUCCCUAAAUAUGCUCUAUACAACUGCUAAGAGGGACCCACCCAUCAUCAUUCAAGAAAACAGGCGCCGUGUGGCACUUAAAGCAAAUUUUGAUACAGAAACACUCUGCGUUGCAAAGGCUGUGCAUGGAAAUAUGGUACACGUGAUAGGAACGGAUCCCCCGGAAGAUGGUUAUGAUGGUGUAACUAGCGAUAAAUUUGGAAUCACGUGUGCAGCGCCUGGUGCAGAUUGUGUCAUAAUUCUUUUUGCAGAUCCUGUACGACGAGCUUUUGCAGCUGUUCACUCAGGGUGGAAGGGCACCGUAGCAAAUAUACCCUCAGAAACGGUGAAGAUGAUGAGAGAGAAGUUCGAAUGCCAAAGAAAAGAUAUUUUUGUUGUCAUGGGACCUUCCAUUUGCAAAAACUGCUUUGAUUUUGGAAAGGAUGGAAUCAAACAAUUUGAAGACAUAAAUCCCCGAUGUGUCUUAAACAAUAACUCAGACAAAAAUCCUACCGUAGACCUAAAAUUAGCGAUCCGUACACUGUUGGAAGACGAGGGGAUUUUGCCGGAUAAUAUUGACGAUACUUCGUCUAGUUUGUGUACUGUUGAACACCCAGAACUGCUGUACUCAUAUCGGAGAGAUGGCCGACCGUUUGGGAACCAGAUUGGAUUUAUUGGCCUGAAGUCACCAUCAUAAUGAUAAUAUAAAGGCGACCUUGGCUUGCUCCCUGUUAAUAUGGUGUAUGAUGUUAUAUAUGCAUCCAGUACACGUGUAUAUAUAUUUCAGAUGCCCUAAGAACAUACUUAGUAUUUGAAAUGAAGUACAAACAUGCAUUAAUAUAUAUAAAAAUGUACAAGUACCGUAUUUUUAGAUGCUAAUGUAGCUUUCGAUAAGG